GUCUCUCUGUCUCUCUGUCUCACGCGAGAACUCUGGCUUCGUCUCUAUAUUAUUGACCCUUUUGAUCUCUCUCUGUCUCGCUUUCUUCCUCGCGUGGACCUUUUUCGAAAAAUAUCAAUCCCAGAAUUUCGCUUCAUUUUGGAUUAUAAACUCCCAGAUCUGCUACUCUCUAUCUCCGAUUUUGUGAUUUUUCAAACCCUAGAUUUCUCCGGAAGAGUUUAUUUUUUUCUCUGUAACUAAACCGAGAUUUUUUUUUCAAAAUUCCGACAUUACCCUAGGUUGUGUAUUACCGUAGAAAACCCUAGUUCCUUUUUGGUAUUCUUGGUGUACAGAUCCCUUCCUUAGUCAGAGUUUUUGGUUAUUAGUGUUUAGAGGUUUGUGAUGAACAAUCGAGGAAGGUACCCUCCUGGAAUUGGCGCUGGCCGUGGAGCCUUUAACCCUAACCCUAAUUACCAAUCACGGUCGGGUUAUCAACAACAUCCGCCGCCCCAAUACGUUCAACGCGGUAAUUACGCUCAGAAUCACCAACAACAGUUUCAACAAGCGCCGUCUCAGCCGCAUCAAUACCAACAGCAACAGCAGCAACAACAACAAUGGCUUCGAAGAGGUCAGAUCCCCGGCGGUAACAGUAACGGUGACGCUGUUGUAGAAGUUGAGAAAACUGUUCAAUCCGAAGUUAUCGACCCAAACUCGGAAGAUUGGAAAGCAAGGCUAAAACUACCUGCACCUGAUACUCGAUACAGAACAGAGGAUGUGACAGCCACCAAAGGGAACGAGUUUGAAGAUUACUUUUUGAAACGGGAGCUUCUCAUGGGAAUAUAUGAGAAGGGUUUUGAAAGACCUUCUCCUAUUCAGGAAGAGAGUAUUCCAAUUGCCUUAACUGGUAGAGAUAUCCUUGCCAGAGCAAAGAACGGGACUGGAAAGACCGCCGCCUUUUGUAUUCCUGUCUUGGAAAAAAUUGACCAAGAUAACAACGUUAUUCAAGCUGUUAUAAUUGUUCCGACUCGAGAGUUAGCCCUUCAGACAUCACAGGUCUGUAAAGAGCUGGGUAAGCAUUUGAAGAUUCAAGUCAUGGUGACCACUGGUGGCACCAGUCUGAAAGACGAUAUCAUGCGUUUGUAUCAGCCUGUUCAUUUACUGGUAGGAACUCCUGGGAGAAUUCUGGAUCUUACCAAGAAAGGUGUUUGUGUUUUAAAAGAUUGUUCGGUGCUUGUUAUGGAUGAGGCUGACAAGCUUUUGUCUCAAGAGUUCCAACCUUCAGUGGAACAUUUGAUUAGCUUUCUUCCAGAAAGUCGUCAGAUUUUGAUGUUCUCAGCCACCUUCCCUGUCACUGUCAAGGAUUUUAAGGAUAGGUUUCUGACGAAUCCUUACGUCAUCAAUCUCAUGGAUGAACUUACGCUCAAGGGUAUUACCCAAUUCUAUGCUUUCGUUGAAGAAAGACAGAAAAUUCAUUGCUUGAAUACACUAUUCUCCAAGCUGCAAAUUAACCAAUCAAUCAUAUUCUGCAAUUCUGUAAAUCGUGUGGAGCUCUUAGCCAAGAAAAUCACAGAACUUGGGUAUUCAUGCUUUUACAUCCAUGCAAAGAUGCUUCAAGACCACCGAAACAGAGUGUUCCAUGACUUCCGGAAUGGUGCAUGCCGUAAUCUCGUGUGUACUGACUUGUUCACACGUGGUAUUGACAUUCAAGCCGUCAAUGUGGUGAUAAACUUUGAUUUCCCAAAGAAUGCUGAAACUUAUCUCCAUAGGGUUGGACGAUCAGGAAGGUUUGGCCAUCUUGGUCUAGCUGUGAAUCUUAUCACCUAUGAAGAUCGAUUUAACCUUUACCGGAUUGAGCAAGAGCUUGGAACGGAGAUCAAGCAAAUUCCUCCACAUAUCGAUCAGGCAAUUUAUUGCCAAUAACCAAGGGUAAACCACCUUGGUCUGCUGUUAGGUGAAUCAGUAAUAAGUGGUUGGUUGAAGCCAUGGUUAGACAGUUGUCUUAUCUAGCCAUGCAGGACAAGGACAACCCAAAAAGGCUUCACAUUCUGCCUCUUACCUCCAUAAUGUUUUUUUCUGCGUCUUUGGGAUUCCUUUAUUUUUAAAGAUUAACUAUAGUCAAGGCUAAAAGGUUUGAAAUACCGGGUAGUAUUACAAAAGUGAAGUCUUUUAUUUAGUUUUAACAAGUCGUUUGAGCUAUUGUUUCUUUCUAUGCCGUAGACUGAUCAGUGGUUACAGUGUUGUGAUGCGUCUUCAAGGAGCUGUGGUUUCAUGACUCUUUCAUGAUCCUUUUCCAGCUUUCCAACUUCAAUAAUAAGUCUUUGAGACCUUAAGAUGAGAUUUUCCUUUUUUUCCAUUUACACAGGUUGCUGAUUUUAUUUUAGCAUGUUUUGUGUUGUCAAUAGGUAGAUUAGUUCAGGAUUUGGUCUGUGGACAAUGGACAAUGAAUUUUGCACUCUCUUGUUUUAUGAGCAACACAAGCAAAACACACAACAUACAAAAGAUACAAGUAUGAACAUAGGAUACCGGAGAUAGGUGAUAAUCUGUAUCACAGGUUAGUGCUGAUCUCAGAAGCAGCUCAAAGAUGACUUCUUGGGUAUCUUUCCUGCGGCUUGAAACCUAGCAGCAGCUUCUUCCGCAUCAAGGAUCUCUUGAGCCCGUCUGGUUUGAACAUCUGCCUUCUUCUUUUGUGCCUUUGCAUGAACUGCCGCUUUUUCGUUCCUUAGUUUCUCAGAUUUCUCCAUCUUCUUACUGUCCAUCUUCCGCUGUAGAAAACAACAAUUUUUUCGUCUGUAUGUUAGUUCUUUGACGACAUGAAAUGUCAUGUUUCAUAGUCUUGUACCAUUUGGUUAACUUGCUGUUUAGAUAGAU
Arabidopsis thaliana (thale cress) is the source of this 2847-nucleotide messenger RNA. It is a transcript of the gene RH8, whose product is annotated as RNAhelicase-like 8. Gene Ontology annotation, molecular function: ATP hydrolysis activity; RNA helicase activity; ATP binding. Bases 382 to 1899 code for a protein of 505 amino acids. Lineage: Eukaryota; Viridiplantae; Streptophyta; Magnoliopsida; Brassicales; Brassicaceae. The transcript is spliced from 10 exons. The record is from RefSeq and is marked reviewed. Gene Ontology annotation, cellular component: host cell; P-body.